Pseudomassariella vexata is the source of this 1131-nucleotide messenger RNA. RefSeq lists its product as uncharacterized. The transcript has 2 exons. Lineage: Eukaryota; Fungi; Ascomycota; Sordariomycetes; Amphisphaeriales; Pseudomassariaceae. The record is from RefSeq and is a predicted model, not a curated record. Bases 1 to 1131 code for a protein of 376 amino acids.
AUGGUGCAACACAAAACCCUCCCGCCAUCAUCCAAGUCCUUCAAACCGCCCAAAUCCUCAGCUGCGGCAACAUCAUCAAAGAAAACCCCCACCACUAGCAGUGCAGACGCGGAUGCAGACGUGCCUGUUACUGCACCCAAGACCGAAGUAUCCCCACAGGAACUCAAGCACCAGCAAACGCUGCUCAAUAUCUUCAUAGACACCUUCAGCUCUGUCUUCCGCGCCGAUGAUUUUGCUUCUGUGCUGCAGGAGGUGAAGCAAGCGCUGUACAACCGCGAGUUCGCCAAGGCGUUUGGGAAGGAAGGGUACCUGGAUGUCUAUGCCGCGCGAUGGAGUCCGACGCGAGCGCUGUGUUAUGCGCGGGUGUUGGGUGAGAUUGAGGAGCAUCUGAGAGAGGAAGGGAAAGGCAGUGAGGGUGGUGGUAACGAGGUAGAACGACGGAACAAGCAAUCGCCUCUCAAGGUUCUCGCGAUCGGAGGUGGCGCCGCCGAAAUCGUGUCAUUCGCAUCCUUCCUAUCGAGGAACGAAGAGUUUUCAGGAGAUCUCACGCUUCUGGACACAGGACCAUGGAAGGGCGUCAUAGACAAACUGAGCACGACUCUGCGGACGCCGCCCCAACUAUCAAAGUACGCCAGCGCUACCGCAAAAGCGACCAACGCAGCACUGACUCCCGAAUCACGGCUUCGCUGGACGUUCGCACAACAAGACAUCCUGGACCUCACCAAGGAGCAACUCGCGGAGGUGCUGGGAACGGAUGCAUUACUUGUUACGCUGCUAUUUACGCUCAACGAGCUCUACACAUCGGGCGGCAUCGCCAAAACGACCUCGUUUCUACGCACCCUCACCACCAGCAUCCCCAUCAACUCGCUCUUACUCGUCGUCGACAGCCCGGGAAGUUACUCCGAAGCCUCGAUCGGCAAAGAAGCAAGGAAAUACCCCAUGCAGUGGCUCCUCAACCACACCCUCCUCAACGAUAGCAAACUACCCACCGACGGCUGCAAAUGGGAGAAACUCGAAUCGCACGAUUCGAUUUGGUUCCGUGUUGCGGAGCUCCUCCGAUAUCCUGUUGCUUUGGAGAACAUGCGCUACCAGAUGCACCUAUACCGUGCCGUUGCGCGACCCCAAGCCUAG